Molecule: messenger RNA, 195 nt
Organism: Haemonchus placei
Lineage: Eukaryota; Metazoa; Nematoda; Chromadorea; Rhabditida; Trichostrongylidae
Source: the annotation of a GenBank genome assembly
UCACGACAUCUUUUUCAGAGCAUCUUCUGUUCUGCUUGCAUCGGUUCUGGUUGGACUUCCCACUGGAUCCUUCUUUUUCAACGGCAGGACAUUAAGAAGUACUUGGUAUAGUGUUGGCCAUAUUAUAAAGUAAAAGAUGUAGCCGAUGAAGUAGAGUGAUUUGACAGGCCCGAUCCAGUACUUUGUCUUCACUAA